Molecule: messenger RNA, 1618 nt
Organism: Loa loa (African eye worm)
Lineage: Eukaryota; Metazoa; Nematoda; Chromadorea; Rhabditida; Onchocercidae
Product: spliceosome RNA helicase BAT1
Exons: 10
Coding region: 71-1351 (426 amino acids)
Biological process (GO): mRNA splicing, via spliceosome; mRNA export from nucleus
Molecular function (GO): ATP binding; RNA binding; RNA helicase activity
Source: RefSeq, a predicted model, not a curated record
UUAUAGAUCACAACCGCUGUUUACUUGAUCUAGUCACGGAUUAAUUUGAAGUAGUAUCAGGAAAGCAGUAAUGGACGAAGAUCAGCUGUUGGACUAUGAGGAAGAGCAAGAAGAGACGACUGAUGGUAACAAAGCAGAAAAUGGAUCAGCAACGGAUAAGAAAAUCAAGGGUACUUAUGCAUCCAUCCACAGCAGUGGUUUCCGGGAUUUCCUCUUGAAGCCGGAGCUAUUACGGGCAAUUGUGGAUUGUGGUUUCGAACAUCCUUCGGAAGUACAACAUGAAUGCAUUCCCCAGGCUAUUUUGGGCAUGGAUAUUGUUUGUCAAGCAAAAUCAGGGAUGGGCAAAACAGCUGUAUUUGUUCUGGCGACUCUACAACAACUUGAACCUGUCGAUGGUGAGGUGUCUGUUCUGGUCAUGUGCCACACACGCGAACUGGCGUUCCAGAUUUCGAAGGAGUACGAACGAUUCAGCAAAUACAUUCCUGGUGUUCGGAUUGCUGUCUUCUUUGGUGGCAUACCAAUCAAAAAGGAUGAAGAGACACUUAAAAACAAUACACCACACAUCGUUGUUGGAACUCCCGGCCGUACUCUCCAACUAGCACGACAAGGAAGCUUGAAAUUGAAGAACAUCAAGUAUUUCGUUUUGGAUGAGUGCGACAAAAUGAUUGGUGAUAAUGAUAUGAGACGAGACGUUCAAGAAAUUGUGAAAAUGACGCCGCAAGAGAAACAGGUGAUGAUGUUCAGCGCUACGUUACCAAGGGAUUUACGAGUGGUCUGCAAGAAAUUCAUGCAAGAUCCAAUGGAAGUAUACGUUGAUGAUGAAGCAAAGUUAACGUUGCAUGGAUUACAGCAGCAUUAUGUGAAACUGAAGGAAACUGAGAAAAAUAAAAAAUUACUUGAAUUACUCGAUCAGUUGGAAUUCAACCAAGUCGUAAUUUUUGUGCGAUCUGUACAACGCUGUGGUGCUUUGCACACUUUGCUCUCCGAACAAAAUUUUCCAAGUAUUGCAAUUCACCGUGGUAUGCCACAGGAGGAACGCCUUUCUCGAUACCAGCAGUUCAAAGACUUCCAGAAGCGUAUCCUUGUUGCAACGAAUCUUUUUGGUCGUGGUAUGGAUAUUGAACGCGUGAAUAUUGUGUUCAAUUAUGACAUGCCGGAAGAUUCAGACACAUACUUGCACAGAGUAGCACGCGCUGGACGUUUCGGUACUAAAGGAUUGGCGAUAACAUUUGUCUCAGAUGAAAAUGAUGCGAAAAUUCUGAAUGAUGUACAGGACAGGUUUGACGUGAAUGUUACCGAAUUGCCAGCUGAAAUUGAGGUCGCGACAUACAUUGAGGGACGAGCUAACUGAAAGAAAAAUGGCUCGGAUUAUUUGCAUAUCGGUGGCAGUUCAUGGAAGAACAUCACCAAAAAAAGUUGUUGUUGCUGUUAAUGAGUCAUUUUCCUUCAUUGUAGUAGUGUUUUUGUUUGUCAGAAAUUGUUUUCUUAUAAAACCAGCGUUGCAAUUGUUUGAAGAGAUGAUUUCCACUUUUUACUUGACAAAUUAUUGCUUGACAAUUAUAUCCUUGACAAUUAUUGUAUCGUUCCAUCUUUUUAUUACUUGAAAAAUAAAUUUGCA